GCAGGGCGGGAUGAGUGCAGAGAGAAUCAUGGCGGCGCCGCUGCGGGACCGGUUGGGCUUCCUGAGCCGGCUGCCCACUCUGAUGAAAGGCACCUCGGAUGACGACGUCCCAUGCCCUGGGUACCUGUUUGAGGAAAUCACAAAGAUCUCCUACGACUCCCCAGGGAGCAGCCAGUGCCUCCUGGAGCACCUCCUCAACCGACUGCAGAAUAACUCCUGUCACGUCAAGCUGAAGGUUUGGGAAUCUCCCUCGCAUCCUCAGCCAUGAAGACCGAUGCAAAGAAUUCAUUUAGUUUCUCCGCAAUGGCCUGGGACCUGAAUGUUCCCAGGAAAAGGGGGGGUCUGAGGCUGGGGCAGGCGCCACCACCCCCCUGGUGUGAGUGGGGAGGGGCUGGUGUCAGGACAUUCCUAGCGAAGACUCUGCACUGACUCCUUCCGCCGGGUCUUCACCCUGCCAGAGUCUGGACCUGGUGCUUUCCAUCAGCCCCGAACAGUUCUGGUCUGGUGAAGUGCAGGCAGCCGAGUGAGUCCCCAGGUGUCCAAUUCUGGUGCCCCAGACUCUGCUCAGCCUCUCCUGUGUCUCCAGGUGCUGAAGAUUCUGCUGUACAUGUGCACGCACGGCUCUUCGCAGUUCCUCCAGCAGCUGAAAAGGAAUUCCACCUUCAUCCAGGAAGCAGCAGUGUUCGCGGGGCCGCCAGAUCCCCUGCACGGCAACAGCUUGUACCAGAAGGUCCGAGCAGCAGCACAGGACUUGGCCGGUGCUUUAUUUUCGGAUACCUUGUCGCCCCCGCCCUCUGCUCAGCCCUGCAGGCCACUUCCCCCAACAGGAAUGGGCUCCAAGCCCAGCCCCUGCCGCUCCUUCCAAGGCUUUGGCUUCACGGGCGAGAGAAGCGGCUCUCCUUCCGCCGGCGAGGCUCUGCUCGCCACCAUACAGAAAGCAGCCGAGGUGGUCGCCAGCGCUGUGCUGCCCAGCCCGGAGUUCCCCCCUCCCUGCCCCAGGGAGCUGCAGGAUGAUGCCUACCAGCCCGUGACGGCACCUUCUCCUGGUAAAAGCUGUGUGGUGCCUCCAAAGCCCCCUGCUCCUGCAGCCCACAGCCUGCGAGUGAGUCACCAGCCUGGGCAGGCAGGAGGUGGCUGGGAAGAGACGGACAGUGGGCACAGCUCCCAGAACUCCUCGCAGGAGAAUGGGGAGCUGAGCAGGACCUCCGACUCCUACAGCAAAUCAGGCAGCGACAGCCCCUCGGGGGCCAGCAGGGAGCUGGGGAACAUUACUGAGAGGGUGGAGGGCGACUGCCUGCAGGAGCUGAGCCUGGUGACCGCGCUGACCAGGGGCUCCAAGGUCUUCCUGACGCGGGAGGAGGCCCAGCACUUCAUCAAAGAGUGCGGGCUGCUGAACUGCGAGGUGGUGCUGGAGCUGCUGAGUCGGAUGCUGCAGGACCCCAGCCAGCUCGUCUGCAUGAGGUCCAUGUGUGCCAUAUCCUCCCUCCUGUGCUCCGACCUGCUGGCCCACGAGCAGAUCUCUGGGAUUACCCGGCCACACCUGCAGCAGCUCAGCCAAAGAACUCCCGGGCCCGUGGCCAACAAAGCAACAAAGCUCCUGAGGCAGUUUGAGGCCUUGUGCAGGAGCUGCCCGUCUCCCAAGAGAUCACAGCCGGACACGGAUCCCUCUGCUCCUGCCGGGGGCUCCCCCCAGCACGCGCGCGACUUGCUGACGGACCUCAUGCCUCUGGCAGGAGAGACCGUUCUCAAACCCGUGAGCUUAGCCCCUUUCCUCUCGGAGACGUGGAAAGCCCCAGCAUUCGAUGUGCAUCCUGCGGCCGUGCCCGCCCCUGCGGGAGAGCAGGGCACAGAAGCGGAGACCUGGGAGCAGCUUGGGGAUGUCUCACCAGGCAGUCGGUGCCAGCAGGAGGUGGAGUGCAGACUAAGGGGGCCUGAGCCCCAGUUGGAUACUGCCCAGAUGGAUUCCAGGCGUACAGAGACUCUGAAUGGCAGGCGGGGGGCAGCCGCAUCCCCUCAGAGCCUCUCCCUCUUCGCUGGCAUGGAGCUGGUGGCCCUUCCAGGCACAGCAGUAGCCAACCCUGGUGGGGAGGAAUGUGCCUCUCGUGUUCCACGGACACUGCCCUGCACUGGGACUGCCAGCGCCAAGGCUCACGGGGACUCCGAGGGCAGCAGGGAACCUUCUGCGUUCUCCUUCCUCAACAUGUAGCAGCUGGGGCUGCGGGACGCUGAGGAACUGGGGUCUCGCUCACUGCGUGUCGCUCUCAGGCCAUCACUACAGGGGCACCGACUGGCACUACAGGGGCACCGGCUGCUCAGCUCAAAGCGAGGCCUCCCCGUUUCUUGUGGGUGCUGCCAAGUCCACGUCCUGCAGAAAGGGGCUGGCAGUGCCGGUGCUGCUGGGGAGGAUCUCGCUAGGGCACAACAAGGAAAUGGAGUCCCCAGUCACUCCCUUCAGUUUGAUCCCUGGAGGUGCCCUCGAAAAAUCCAUGAGCAACCCUACAAUAACAAUCCAGCAUGAUCCCACAUGGGUGGGAGAGGGGGAAUGUGUCACGAUAGCCAGUUCCAGGCUGCCAAAGGGGGGGUGGGAAUGAGAAUCCCCUUGACUCUACCCCCCCCGUUAAGGUUGUGCUAGAGGUUUAAGGCUAAUCAUAUGGGCUUGGCUGCUCUGGCCCUGCUCGGGUCAUCCAUCAGUGGCCAUCUGUAACACUGCUCAGACUAGGGCCUGGGGCACGCUGGGGAGGGAGGGGCAGUGAGUCCAUAUGGACUCAACCUCUCGUGCUGGGCCUCUGCCUGUGUGAAUGAAUGCACUAGUAACCACCUCAAUCACUUAACGUGUAUGGGGGGUGGUUAAUGGUACCUUGGAAGGUCCAGGGACGCUGGCUGCCUUUCCCCAGCAUCGCACCUGCUCAGUCCCAUUG
Molecule: messenger RNA, 2918 nt
Organism: Chrysemys picta bellii (western painted turtle)
Lineage: Eukaryota; Metazoa; Chordata; Testudines; Emydidae
Gene: TEPSIN
Product: TEPSIN adaptor related protein complex 4 accessory protein
Cellular component (GO): trans-Golgi network membrane
Source: RefSeq, a predicted model, not a curated record